Molecule: messenger RNA, 1469 nt
Organism: Bufo gargarizans (Asiatic toad)
Lineage: Eukaryota; Metazoa; Chordata; Amphibia; Anura; Bufonidae
Gene: PNRC2
Product: proline rich nuclear receptor coactivator 2
Exons: 3
Coding region: 389-787 (132 amino acids)
Biological process (GO): nuclear-transcribed mRNA catabolic process, nonsense-mediated decay
Cellular component (GO): P-body; nucleus
Source: RefSeq, a predicted model, not a curated record
AGGUCGCGUCGAGAGUUGCGAGUCGGACACGAAGGGAGACAGUGGAAAGCGCUGACGAGGGGGACCGGGAAAUCCCACUGAAGUGUGGAGUAACUGUCCCUUUACCCGUCCGGGAGUGUCUGUGUAAGUUCACCGCCGCUGAGGGGAGACAAACCGGGAGCCAGUUUUGUCGAAGGAAGUCUUGACAGCUGUACAGACUUCUUGCUAUCCCCCGCAACUCUCUGCCAAGGGGAUUCAUGUUGGUUUUGGAUUUUCACUGGCCGAUGCACAAACAGUCUGGCAAGUGGCAGAGUGGAUCACGGUGGGUGGAAGAGUCCUCAUUACAUCUGAGACCUGAAGGAGUGCAGACGUUUGAAGGAUCUGCUGCAAGGUGACAUAAAUUUUCAAGAUGGGUGGAGGUGAGAGAUGUAACAUUCCUGUUCAACAGUAUAGACACGCAGUCGGCAAACAGAAUAACCGUCAGAAGUUAUUUGAACGAAACAAUCAGAAGCUGAACACUUCGCAUUGUAAAGACAGAGUUCGUGGUCCAGCAUGGCAGGCCAUGCAGAACAGAGUAAUCAACAAUAACCUUUCUGCAAACCAGAACUGGAAUUCUGGUUUUCAUGGAUCCAAAAACCUCUUGAGUAGUGAAGAUAGCAAGAAUUAUGCUGGUGCCAAAUUUAGUGAGCCACCGUCACCAAGUGUUCUUCCCAAACCUCCAAGCCACUGGGUGCAUCUGUCUUGUAGCCCAGCCGAGAAAGAAUUGAUGUCCUUCCAGCUCAAAACACUGCUGAAGGUCCAGGCCUAAGCAGCAUGACCAAAUCUAUACAGCAUUUACAGAUGAUUGCAGAGUAGCAAGCUGAAGACUGUCAUAACUUGUUUUUGGGGACUUUUUUUUUAUACAUAUAUUGCAUCAUUAGGCACAUAAACCAAUAUGAACUGGCUCUGCCUAAACUUGCUCAGGAGCUAGACUGAACUGAAUAUCUGGAGAAACUUCUGUGAAGCCUCCUGCAUCACAAGCACUUUUUUUACCGCCUGUUUUGUGCAUAUCUCUCUGAACUUGCAUUCAUCUGCUCAAACAACGUUGAUGCAAUACUUUGCACUUGACAUAAAACUGUGAAUUCGGUGAAGGCUAGCUUGGAAUGAGUAGCAUUGUCCAGCUAGCCUUCACAUGAGCUCCAUUGUUUCUCAGUAUCUGUACAGUCCGGAUGGAUGACUCUUCAUCCAUCUUUCUCUUUUUCAGUGUCUGUUAAUACAGACUUGCAUUGGUCUAGCAUGUACAAAGGCUUAAUCUUGCCCACCUACAAGAUGCUUUAUUUUUCUGCCCCUGAUGCCAGGAAUGUUGUGGUUAGUUUGACUAGGGGUCCAUUCAGAUGUCCGUAGUGCAUUGCGGAUCCACAAUACACCUGGCCGGCACCCCCAUAGAACUGCCUAUUGUCUGCAAUUGCGGACAAGAAUAGGACUUUUUUUUUUUUUCUUCUAAAUGUGGA